AUGUUCACCAGCACACGGAUCGUCAUCAUCACCACUUUCGCCGACUCCGAAGUGAGCCCCACUUUGAUCAGCUCAAACAGCGUCUCUAUAGGCGGCGUGAUCAGCACGAUCGACCGCAGAAUGUCAAACCCAAGCAAUUUCGACGCCGGGUCCCAGGUGUUGAUGAUCUUGCCCGCCAAAACCGCCAGCUCCUUCUUUGGUUCGUCCAGCUUCGAGAAUUGCAAGUACUCCGUCUGGGGCAGAAUCCCCGUCUUUUUGUACGCCGGGUCCUGGUACGGCUCGGACGAGGCCGCGCCCUGCUGGCCCAGAGUGGCUCCCUCCGUGUUGGACAGAAUGAACUCCACCACCUGCGGCGCAUACGACGCUGGCAGGUCGUUGUCCAGCAGGAACUGGUCGGCCACCGUGUGGGGGCUGUCGCUGACGUUUGGAGGCCGAGCUCACCACUUCCCCAAUUUUCCCCCACCCGGAGUCCCCCCACUGGUACACCUCGGUGGUGCCGAUCUCUGUGCGGACGAGUUUUGUCUGGCCUGGCACGGAGCCUUUGGUCUUGAGAGCGUCCCUUGGCUCGACGGUCUUAUUAACGUUGUAGACGCUGUCGUUGACGGUGGAGUUUUGCAGUUCUGUCUCAAACUCGUCGAGCAGCUCGCGAGCAGCCACACGCGACCCGGUCCGCGUAAAAAUACGCACUUUCGAGUCGCUCGAGCCGGUCACGAUGUCGCCGUUGGCAAGCACAAUCACCUUCCAGACAGUGACACACGGCAACGUGAUUGUCUGGACAAGGUCCCCUGCCGGGCUCCACACCCGCACGGAUCUGUCCUCGCCAGAACUGACCAGCUCGCCCGUCGGAAGCACCGCCAGCGAGUACACAAAGUUCUGGUGUCCACGCAGAGUCUGCAACAGCUGGCCCUGGUAGCUCCAUAUUUUGAUGGUGGCGUCGUUCGAGCACGAAACAAUGGUUUUGUUGUCCAGAACCAGCACGUCACGCACCACGUCGGCGUGGGCGGUCCAUUGGCCCGUUUGCUUGUCGCCGUGCCAGGUUCUGAUGGUCCGAUCUGCCCCACACGUGACAAACUCGUUCUCAGAGACGAUCUGAACACCCCAGACGGAGCCUUCGUGGCCCUUGAGGUCGUGCACCACGGUGCCGUCCUUGUGCCAGACCUUGGCUGUGCCGUCCCAGGACCCGGAAAUGAUGAGGCUGUCUUUCGAGGCCAAGGCGCACACGUUUGCGUCGUGGCCCACCAGAAUAUACGCCGGGUCGACCCAAUCGAAACUGGAGUCGACGAGCGUCAGGUUCACGAGUCCAUCGUUCCCGCCGCUGACAAUGUACUGCUCGGACCCGGCCUGAUAAGCGGCCAGACUGUUGACAAACUUGGGGGCCUUGAAGUUGAUCGUGGGGUCUGCCCACGAUCUCGGGUCAAUUCGUCUCCAAACACGCACGGUGGAGUCUCUGGACCCAGAAACAACGGUGUCCUGGUCGGGAGAACACAAUGCACGAACGUCGUCCUCAUGGCCCGCUAA
Messenger RNA from Ogataea philodendri, 1518 nucleotides. RefSeq lists its product as uncharacterized. Lineage: Eukaryota; Fungi; Ascomycota; Pichiomycetes; Pichiales; Pichiaceae. Bases 1 to 1518 code for a protein of 505 amino acids. The record is from RefSeq and is a predicted model, not a curated record. The transcript is spliced from 3 exons.